Mytilinidion resinicola is the source of this 156-nucleotide messenger RNA. RefSeq lists its product as uncharacterized. The transcript has a single exon. The record is from RefSeq and is a predicted model, not a curated record. NCBI's taxonomy places the organism in Eukaryota, Fungi, Ascomycota, Dothideomycetes, Mytilinidiales, Mytilinidiaceae. The coding region runs from base 1 to 156 and encodes 51 amino acids.
AUGGAUCCCGAAGUCCGCCACCAAAUGCUCCAACGCAUACCCUUAGGACGAUUCGGCCAAGCAGACGAAAUCGCAGACGCAGCGUUGUUUCUGGUUACGAACCAGUAUGCCAACAACUGCGUCAUAAACCUUGACGGCGGUCUCAGCGCUACGUGA